UUUUCUCGUGUAGAGACCAUAUGCCGUCUGCUGAGCUGUGUCUCUUGCUGCCGCCGCAGCUGCCAUCAUCAUCCCGCUGGUUGCUGCUUCACAGCGCCUGCCCACUAUAGCGCGCCACACAUCGGACACAGAGGUUGCUCGACACAGUCACUGCGGAAUCUUCGCUCGUUGAAGUCCACGCUCGCCAUCAGCAUGAGUCAAUUUAUCGGAUCGUGGAAGUUGACCGAAAGUGAAAAGUUUGACGACCUUCUCUCCGAGAUGGGAGUCGGCUUCGUGUUGCGUAAGUUCGCUCAAACCGCCACUCCGACCGUCAACAUCAGUCAGGAUGGAGAUAAGUGGAAACUGGAAACUGUGACCUCUUUGAAAACUUCCGUCAUCGAAUUCAAGAUGGGCGAGGAAUUCGUCGAGAAACGUCUUGACGGAAACGACGUUCGUUCUAUCAUGACCCUCGAAGGGGACAAGAUGAUCCAGAAGCAGUUCCCUAAUGAGGCGAAAAAACUCAAGGAAGUUCUAAUCACUCGUUGGGUCGAUGGGAGCACGCUCCACGUACUAGCCGAGUGCAACAAGGUUUCCUCUACGAGGAAAUACGCCAAGCAAUAAGUUCUGCCACACGAGAAAUCGCCAAUGUUUAAUGAGAGACUCGGCAUCCCGAGUUUCCUUUGAAUGAAACGAAAUUUACCUUCUGGUCAAAACGUUCGAGAGUGGAAACGGAGAAGCGCGGGGUUUUUCCGUGGAGCUCGUUGGGACUCCGGAAAGGAUUCGGCGGGAGCUUCACACUCCGGUGGUUUUCUGUGACUUCCUGCUGCUUGAUCCCAACUUUUUCGUAGAACGAAUCUUCUCUCUUGUACAGGAUUCUGCAUCGUUUCCUGAGGGUCGAUCCCGGAAAGUGGAAUUUAUCAAUGACAGGAGAAGAAUUUUCGGAGGGGAAACGAACGAAAUAAAAAUGGAAACUCAUGGUUUUUCUACAAAUCU
Molecule: messenger RNA, 972 nt
Organism: Galendromus occidentalis (western predatory mite)
Lineage: Eukaryota; Metazoa; Arthropoda; Arachnida; Mesostigmata; Phytoseiidae
Product: fatty acid-binding protein homolog 5
Exons: 3
Coding region: 193-600 (135 amino acids)
Molecular function (GO): lipid binding
Source: RefSeq, a predicted model, not a curated record